GUAAUUUGGUAAGGAGGAUGAAGCAUUAAAUAGCCUUGUAAUUUGGUAAGGAGGAUGAAGCAUUAAAUAGCAUUUUCCUUUUACUAAACAGAAUCUAAAUAUUCACUUCAAUUUGCCUUCAUAUGAACAUUUAGGAAAUGAGCUAGGUGCUUCAUUUGUUUUAUACCUUUGUUUUUUUAUUUUCCUUUUGCCAUCAAAACUCCUUCACACACACACAAAAACACACUUCACCCUGCUUUCAAGAUGGAAAACAUCCAACACAGUAAUGUAGAAGUGAAAGGACUAAAGCUGCAUGUAGCUGAGAUUGGAACUGGUGAUAAGGUAGUGGUUUUCUUACAUGGAUUCCCAGAAAUAUGGUAUACAUGGAGACACCAAAUGAUUGCUGUUGCAAAUGCUGGUUACCGUGCUAUUGCCUUUGAUUUUAGAGGCUAUGGACUUUCUGAUCAUCCAGCAGAACCAGAGAAAGCAAAUUUAAUGGACCUUGUUCAUGAAGUCAAGGAUCUUUUAGAUUCACUAGGUAUCAGCAAGGCUUUCCUUAUUGGUAAGGACUUUGGUGCCCUCCCAGCAUAUCUUGUAGCUGCUGUCUAUCCUGAAAAAGUAGCUUCAGUCAUUACUUUAGGUAUUCCUUUCAUGCUUCCUGGUCCUUCUGUUGUCCAGAACCAUCUUCUUCCAAAAGGCUUCUACAUUACUAGGUGGCAGGAACCUGGGAGGGCAGAAGCAGAUUUUGGCCGAUUUGAUGUUAAGUCGGUUAUAAGGAACAUUUAUAUUCUGUUUUCGAAAAGUGAGAUUCCAGUAGCAGGUGAUGAUCAAGAAAUCAUGGACUUGUUUAAUCCAUCUACUCCUCUCCCAUCAUGGUUCUCUGAGGAAGACUUGACAGUUUAUGCAUCACUAUAUGAAAAAUCUGGCUUCAGAUUUGCAUUGCAGGUUCCAUACAGGUCUGUGACAGUGGAAAGUGGUCUAACUGAUCCUAAAAUCAAUGUUCCUGCACUACUGAUAAUGGGUGAGGAAGACUAUUUCUUCAAGUUUCCUGGCAUGGAAGACUACAUCAGAAGUGGAGUGGUGAAAAAUUUUGUGCCAGACUUGGAAACUAUAUAUAUUCCAGAAGGAAGCCAUUUUGUUCAUGAACAAUUCCCAGAAAAAGUGAACAAGAUCAUCAUUGAGUUCCUUGACAAACAAACUAUCUGAUUCUGAUUGUGAUUGUGAUUGUGAUAAUGGAGUCUAAGAGUCUUAUGCUUAAUGUUGUACUUCUUCGGUUCUUAAUUACUUGUCGCUUAUCGAUUUUGUAGAAAAAUAAUGUUUCUAUUUCCUUGUCAAUUUUAAAGUUCAAUGUAACAUUUAUUAGUAUUUUGUCAA
Molecule: messenger RNA, 1353 nt
Organism: Trifolium pratense (red clover)
Lineage: Eukaryota; Viridiplantae; Streptophyta; Magnoliopsida; Fabales; Fabaceae
Product: bifunctional epoxide hydrolase 2-like
Exons: 5
Coding region: 244-1185 (313 amino acids)
Molecular function (GO): hydrolase activity
Source: RefSeq, a predicted model, not a curated record